Molecule: messenger RNA, 2478 nt
Organism: Solanum lycopersicum (tomato)
Lineage: Eukaryota; Viridiplantae; Streptophyta; Magnoliopsida; Solanales; Solanaceae
Source: RefSeq, a predicted model, not a curated record
UUUUUUACCUAAAUUAUUUCUUGCAAUGGUAUGAAGACCAUUGCUUUUAAAAUUAUACAUGUAAAAAAAAAAAAAUUCAUUUUCGAUAGAAGAAUUUAUUGGAAAAAACGGAGCUGCGUCCAUUCACUCUUGACUCGCACAAGCAUUGCUGGUUGCUCACUGAUUUUCGCUUGACAUUGGUGGUUCUACGAUGGGACUGAUUUUGUAGAGGAAUGAGCAGCAACUUCACUCAUGGUUGGAUGAAAGACAAGAAGGGGAAAAAGAAGGGGAAAACUUUCAGUCAAUUAAAUUAAAAAACAUGAACUUAUGAAGAAAAUGGAGGAUGCAGAGGUUAAGCCAAGUGGUAUGAUAGAUCAAGCUUUUCUCCCUAUUAUUGACUCAGCGGGAGUCUCUGCUUCUGUUGCUUCUACAGAUCCUUCAUCUACCGUUUGUAGAGCUGCCUCACAAGACAAAGAGAAAGACGAGGAAGCUUUCAUGGACCUUUCUGGUUAUAUAUUUUUGUGCAAUAGAGAGACAAAACUUGAUUGUUUCAGAUUUCGUGUUUUGGGGGUUGGUUCAAAUAAAAAGAAAAUGGUAGAAAAGAUUAAACCUGGAACAAAGCUGUUCCUCUUUGAUAUUGAGUUGAGGCUCUUGUAUGGGGUGUAUGAGGCAACAUCCUCUGGAGGAAUAAACUUGGAAGCACAUGCUUUUGGGGGCAAAUUUCCAGCACAGGUGAAAUUUCAAAUUUUUAAGGAGUGUUUUCCCCUGCAAGAAUCUUCUUUCAGUCACGCCAUAAAGUACAAUUAUCGCAGAAAGUUUGAACCCGAAUUAAAUGAUUAUCAAGUGAGGAGUCUAUUAUCCUUAUUUUGUCCCCUGACUGCAUCAGCAACAGCAGCAGUUGUGUCCCAUCCAUUGGCACCAUGUUUGGCUAAUGUUGGCUUGCCAAAGAUUAUGCCUGCCUUGGCUGUGAAAGAUCAGGUUAAGUCGCUGUCGUAUCCUCAGGAAGUGGGUUCAUCAAUGGCCAAUGUUUGCCCACUAAAUACUAAUCCUGCUUUUGCUAAGGAACAUCAGGAUGAACCCAAGCACCAGCCUCGUUUGUCUACUGCUUUUGUCAAUGAGCAAAAUACUGGUGAAGCUGUAGACAUUGAUCCAUCUGAGGACACCCAAGAUGAAUCUGACCGACAGGAUGAUAUUUCUGGUUUUAUAUUCAUGUGUGGUAGAAAUACAAAACAUGAUUGUUACAGAUUCCGUGUGUUUGGGCUUCCUUUGAACAAACAAGAAAUAAUAAAAAAUAUUAAGCCAGGGGCAAAGCUUUUCCUGUUUGAUUUCGAAGCAAAACUUCUGUAUGGUGUAUAUGAGGCAACAUCCACUGGAAUAAUGAACUUGGAGCCACUUGCUUUUGGAGGCAAAUUUCCAGCACAGGUGAAAUUUCGAAUUUUUAAGGAAUGUCUUCCCCUGCCAGAACCCUCUUUCAGACACGCUAUAAAGGACAAUUAUCGUGACAGAAAGUUUGAACCCGAAUUAAAUGAUCAUCAAGUGAGGAGUUUAUUGUCUAUAUUUCGUCCCCUACCUGCGUCAGUAACAGCAACAGUGGUGGCCCAUCCACUGGAAAAAGUGGGCCAGUCUUUUGCUAAUGUUGACAUGCCAAAGAUUACACCCGCUUGGGCUAUGGAAGAUCGGGUUAAGUUGCUGUCCUGUCCCCAGGCAAAAGUGGGUUCAUCAUUGGCCAAUCUUCCACCACCAAACACAAUUCCUGCUUUGUAUAUGGAACAUCAUUCUAAGUAUUCCUCGAUGCCCACUUCUGUGGAGAAUCCAUAUAUGACCAGAAUGCAGCACGUUCAUCCUCCACCAAUUGUGGAAUCUCAACGAGUCUAUGAACUUCAAAGUGCUCAGCGUGGAUGGCCUAGAACCACGAGCUUCAUGGAGAGUGCUCUUACAGUUGGAGAACCUAAACAGUUGACUGCUCCCAGUAAUGCAUAUUCUCAUCAAUCAUAUGUCACUCAAGGCAUUUCAACUGAUAUAUGGAAUCCAUAUCACAGGUAUGAAUCAAUGCGAAGUGGGGUUGUGUCGCAGCCACAUCUCAUGGAGCUAAAUGACAGGAAUUACCAAUUGUACUCAGGAGUAGAGCGAGGAAUGCUGCCACCUCACGAGAGUAGUGCUACACACAACUACUUCUCUGGCCCGUCAGCUCCUUAUGGUCCUCCUGUUCUGCAGCAAUAUGCUUCAUCAGAAGCUGCAAUACUGGAAGGGACUUCUUCCAUGUCAUACCAGCGUUCCCUUAUAAGACGUUAUGGGUAGACUUUUGAUCAUUAGGUUGUUAUCGGAAUGAUAUGCAUGUAAAAGAAUAUCACCAAUAGUCUCAACUCUCUUUCUGAAGGCAUCUGUUGUGCCCUGGAGGCAAAAUGUAGAUUACUUUUAGGAAGCUGGCCCUCUCUGUCUAAAAACUAAUAUUAUCAGUUGUGUGGCUAGUAGUGGUAAGCUUAUAAUUUGCUUUAUUCA